AUGUCAGUCAUGAAGCCUUUCUUGAUGACCACUGCAAUCUUUCUGACCUUGUUUCAAAAGACUCCAGGUGGCCUGUUCAGAUCCCACAAUGGCAAGAGCCAAGACACUUGGAACCCAUGCAAGCUUUACAAAGGCAUGUGCAGAAACACCUGCAGAGAACAUGAAAUUGAGUACUUUUACUGCCCCAACGACCAAAAGUGCUGCCUGAAACAUUCUAAGAAAAAAAAGAGUUCUAACACUGUGAAGGAAGAAUGCAGCUCCAAAUGCAAAACGCACACUACAGACACUUCAAGCUCCUCUCAAACGUGA
Messenger RNA from Castor canadensis (American beaver), 309 nucleotides. It is a transcript of the gene Defb116, whose product is annotated as defensin beta 116. NCBI's taxonomy places the organism in Eukaryota, Metazoa, Chordata, Mammalia, Rodentia, Castoridae. Gene Ontology annotation, biological process: innate immune response. The record is from RefSeq and is a predicted model, not a curated record. Gene Ontology annotation, cellular component: extracellular region.